This is a messenger RNA of Fusarium fujikuroi IMI 58289, 321 nucleotides long. RefSeq lists its product as uncharacterized. Lineage: Eukaryota; Fungi; Ascomycota; Sordariomycetes; Hypocreales; Nectriaceae. The record is from RefSeq and is a predicted model, not a curated record. The transcript has 3 exons. Bases 1 to 321 code for a protein of 106 amino acids.
AUGGCCCCAUCUGACACAAACAACCGAGCUACAGAGCCUCUGGCCUCGGGUUCAAGUUCGGGGGAUGCCGAUAUGGCCCAGGCCUAUCGAGACCUUGCUAGAGGCGAGCAAGCGGCCACGGCCCUAGAGAAUAAUCUUUCAAACCUCGAGAGCAGGCUGGAUGCCAUCCUCGCUGCUUUAGAAGCCAGAGAAACCACACAGAUGCCCGCCGCCGUAGCUAAGGCCAACAGCUCCCUAGGAGCUGCAGACAAAGGUCAUAAGGGCAGAUCACCGGAUGGCACUAAUGGCGCCGCAGAAAAGAUUGAGAAGGAUUCAGCCUAA